This is a messenger RNA of Esox lucius (northern pike), 2358 nucleotides long. It is a transcript of the gene glmna, whose product is annotated as glomulin, FKBP associated protein a. Gene Ontology annotation, cellular component: cytoplasm. Gene Ontology annotation, molecular function: ubiquitin-protein transferase inhibitor activity. The record is from RefSeq and is a predicted model, not a curated record. NCBI's taxonomy places the organism in Eukaryota, Metazoa, Chordata, Actinopteri, Esociformes, Esocidae. The coding region runs from base 210 to 2003 and encodes 597 amino acids. The transcript is spliced from 19 exons.
GUUAUCUUAACUUUUCGCCCUAAGGCUGCCACAACAAUUAUGUGAAAUUAGUACAUUCCUUCCUUGCAAAUGUGCUAAUUUUGUGCAUUGUAUACAUGGAUUGUAGGCUAGACUAGCUAGGCGAUGAAGUUACUGUAAACGAACAAAAUCAGUUUAAGGAGUGAUUGGUAAAGGUUCCCCUUUGUAACACCACCUUCGAGACCGCAGGGAUGGCCCUAGAACAACUCAGCGAUGUCGUCCAGAGAUGUCAAGCCAUCGGAGAUGACAACUACAGGACUGAGGAUUAUGAUAUGUUCCAGAUAGCUGGACGUUCCUGUAUAGAGGAAGGAGAGAGUGCUCAUGUUCUGAGUAUCGUUGUAGAUGAGGAAAAUAAGAACAUAGUAAGAUGUAUGGGGUGGAACCUUUUGGGACCUCUGGUUAAGGUUCUCUUAAAGAAGGAGGAUAAGAAUCUUCCUCACUGCCUCGCCAUCCUUAAUCACCUACUGGAGGUGUGCAGUCCCAAAGAGCUGCUGAUUGGCCUGCUGGAGCAGGUGGAGGAGGCCCACCAGGAUGCCAUCGCAGAGACCGUCAUCCUCCUGCUGCAGCCACUACAGAAAGUGUUGUUGCGGCUGGGCGGUCGGAAGGCCUCCUCCGUCGGCAUGGCUCUCUCCAGCCUGCUGGGACAGAUGGCCAGGCUGCCAGUGCCACAAACCAAGGAGCAGGAGGAGGACGACGUGUUCCAUCUGUGCCGCUGCUGCUCCGCCCUGCUCGACUUCGUCAGGCCCUUCGCGGAGGAGGCCAGGCGGGGCCGACGGGACGGAUUCACCAACGGGACGGUCACGCCCGAAGACGAUGAGCUGAGAACGGAGCUGCUGAAGUUCUGUAUGAAGAGUCUCCAUGAGCCUCUCCUUGACGUGCAGCUGAAGGAUCCCGAAACCCUAGAAGACUCUCCCCUCAGAAACUUUGCCACAGAGAUUCUGGGCAUCUUGUCAGGCAUCGGGGAGACCCUCUCUGACCUGCUGUGUCAUGGCCUUCUGAACAAGAAAGAGGUCCCUGGUUUCCUGGAAGAAGAGGUGUGCUACCCCAAAGAGUCUCUAGCCAGCCUGGCCUACCUGCUGUUUGUCCAUCACAUUGCCAUAGAUAGUUUUCCCACGGUCUUCAGCCCAGUGUUUGUUCUUCAGUGUAAUAUGGAACACAUCAACCUCUUCUUGAGCAGAACGGAAGAAACCCGGAUACAGAAGGGAUUGGACCUGUAUGAGAAGACUCUGGUGAGGGUUGUGGACAACAGUCUCCCAGUGCAGCUGCUGGAGCUCAAAUCCUUUUUUAGUGUCCCUCAGAACCUGGUGAAAGUCAUGACCAUGUGUCCAGUUCAGCAUUUGAGAACAAAAGGACUUAAAGUAUUGCAGUUGAGCGUCGAUAAAUUUGACACAGAAGCCAAAUACAAGUUCUUCCAGUGCAUGCUGAGGACUAGUCACCAUGCAGGAGUAGAGGGCUACAUUGUCAAGAACAUCAGAAACCAGAUUGACCUUGCUUUAAAGCCAGAGAAGGGUAACAAGUGGUUCCUUGGGGCGCACCUGCUUCCUCUUCUGCGUCAGGUGCUGUGUCUGCCCCAGGGUCCUGAGACUGACCUUCUACAGAACCUGGACCGGAUCAUGGAGUCUCUGAGCCUCCUGCGCUAUCUACUUCUCAGAGACAAAGAGUGGGAAAACCAGACAGGGAUCUGGACUGAGCUGUAUAAAAUUGAGGACAACUAUAUGAAGCCACUACGCAUUGGACUGAACAUGUCCAAAGCCCACUACGAGGCUGAGCUCAGCAACACCAAAGAGAACAGCAAGCUGGCCAACACUAAAGACUCCCAGGCCCAGGAGUCUGUGUGCUCCUUGACAGUUGGAAACGAGAAGAUGCCAGAUAUGACACCAGAGAUGCAGCUUCAGGUUCUCCACUCGGCCUUACAUACGUUUGACAUGAUCGAGAGUGUCUUGGCAAGAAUUGAAGAGAUCAUUGAAUCAAAAGACAAACCCUGAGUCCCAGCAGCAUUAAAAACCACCUUGGUUCUUCUCCAUUGAGGAUUCCAUUGACCAUUCUAGAAUAACUGAAACGGUUCCCUUCCCAGCUCCAGUCAAAAGGCAAUGAAUUGGUUCAGUAUGGGAAUAGUUGUAAGAGGGAAGAAAGCCACUGGGGGUGACGGGACGGGGGUGUCAAAAGCACUUUGGGUAGUCUGGUGUUUCUGAUGAUCUUUGAAGAUGAUAAGGAGGAGGCGAUAUUUUAGUUUGACAUCAUGUAAUUAUGUCAAUCCACCAAGACCAGUCUCUCAAAUAAGUGAUUUAACUAUGUUGUAUGUUGGGUGUUUUUAUACUAAAAGAGACCGUUUACAGUUGA